Coregonus clupeaformis (lake whitefish) is the source of this 5158-nucleotide messenger RNA. Its product is annotated as alpha-2-macroglobulin. Gene Ontology annotation, cellular component: extracellular region. Gene Ontology annotation, molecular function: endopeptidase inhibitor activity. Lineage: Eukaryota; Metazoa; Chordata; Actinopteri; Salmoniformes; Salmonidae. The record is from RefSeq and is a predicted model, not a curated record. Bases 252 to 4718 code for a protein of 1488 amino acids. The transcript has 36 exons.
AAAUAGCCUGAGGUAUUUCGGUUGUCAUUCUGACCAUCCCAUUGGUCGGGGGGCUGUGACUAUUUGAGAACUUCUUCGGAAUUGGGAGGACACGGGAGGUGGCUGCGGUGUUCCAAACAAAUUGUAAGAGAGUGACACAAGAGAGUGCAUUUCGGGUAUAAACAGCACCGUUUGUGCAACUUUCCUGACCAUCUGGACGAGGGAAGGGAUAAUUUCGAAGUGCGGAGGAAGACAGGCUGUGUACCACGGUUAUGGCGGUGGCUCUCAAUUUACUUUGCCUUGUAUUUAUCACAUCAGUGAUUUUACGAACUGCGACAUCGAGCACCUUCAAUGAAUCGAUUUACCUGGUGACAGUCAGCUCGGAGGUGGUAGGAGGGACCACAGAGAAACUUUGUGCUCAGGUCCACCAAGCCACAGAGCCUCUGUUGUUGAAGGUGUCGAUGGAUAUGGAGGGUGGCAGCAGCACCAUUCUACUGAAGGAAGCCGUAACACAGGACUUCUAUCACUGCACCUCCUUCCAGGUUCCCCCAGUGAAGGCUGACAGUGUAGCCACUGUCCAUGUUAGCAUCAAGGGGAGGAAUGAGGAGAUGAGAAAAAACACCAAGAUCAUUAUCAAGCCCAAAAGAUUCCUCACCAUUUUCCAGACAGACAAACCAGUCUACAAACCUGGACAGACGGUCAAGUUCCGAAUCGUCUCGCUGGAUGCCAGUUUCUUGUCAUUCAAUCAGAUGUAUCAAACAGUGGAACUUCAGGACCCCAACUCCAACCGCAUUGCUCAGUGGUUGAACCAGUCAACAGUGAGUGGAAUUCUGGACCUGUCCCACCCCAUGUCCGCAGAGGCAAUGCAAGGAAGUUACAUCAUCACUGCAUGGAAUGAGAAGGGAGAACAAACCUCCCAAAACUUUGACAUCAAAGAAUAUGUGUUGCCCAAAUAUGAGGUGAAAGUCUAUCUUCCCCAAACAAUAACUAUUCUGGACAAGCAAGCAACACUGAGAGUUUGUGGAAAAUACACUUAUGGAAAACCAGUGGUGGGGUCUGUCACGGCGAAAGUUUGCAGAAAUGCCAUUCAAUAUCGCUGGUUAUAUGAUUCUAGUAAUAUCUGCGAGUUGUAUCGUAUGAAAACUGACACAACUGGUUGUGCAACCCAAAUGAUCGACGUGACCCGGUUCGGUCUAAAUGAAUCAAAGUUUGAUGACUUCGAAGUGGAGACUGAGAUGGAGGAAUAUGGAACGGGGGUCAUCCUUAAAGGUAGUGGCAAGGCAAGCUUCACCAAUGUCAUCAUAACUGUUCGUUUUGAGGACGUGCCCCAAGCAUAUAAACCAGGAAUUGCAUACGAGGGGAAGAUCAAAGUGACCGGUCCAGACUCUACUCCCGUUCCCAAUGAGCCUGUAUAUCUCUUCCUACACAACAGUGGCACAUCUGAGAACUGGACUCUCACCACAGACAGCAAGGGCAUUGCUUCUUUCUCUCUAGACACCUCUUCGUGGAGUUCUGAUUCUGUGUCUCUGUCGGCUCGUUAUCAAAAGGUUGAGGAGGAUUAUCUGUACGAGCAGGAUGUGCGUAGACCAGAAUAUUCAUCCGCUUACCAUUUCGCAUGGAAAUUCUAUUCCAAGAGCAAGAGUUUUGUGAAGAUAAUGCAGGGAGAAGGGAAGUUCUCCUGUGAGAAGGACGGGAUUGUUCUUGCUCGCUACAUCAUCCAAGGGGAGGAGCUGAUAAAGGGACAGACGACCCUGGACUUUUUCUAUCUGGUUAUAUCUAGAGGCAGCAUUCAGCAGCAUGGCCGUCUUCCUGUGACCGUUAAAGAAGGAAAAGUUAAUCAAGGGGAGCUGACGCUCUCGCUACAGCGGAUGCCUGAGCUGACCCCUUUUGCCCAGGUGGUGGUGUACACCGUGUUGCCUGAUGGGGAGGCAGUAGCAGACAGCCGAGACUUCCCCAUUCACCUCUGCCUGAAAAACCAGGUGUCCCUGACGUUCUCGGCCCUCCAGGAGUUGCCAGGGGAGAAGACCUCUCUGAGCAUCCAGGCCCACCCAGGGUCUCUGUGUUCUCUCAGGGCCAUUGACCAGAGUGUGCUGCUGCUACAGCCUGAACAGGAGCUCAGCCUAGACUCUGUCUUCAGUCAGCUGCCUGUUCAGAAGUUGUCUGGAUAUUCAUACAGAGUAGAAGACUUUGACCCCUACCCAUGCCAACCAUUUCCUCCAAUCAUUGAAGAGGAGAUGGAAGUGCUCCCUGCACUUGAACUGAGCGAGGAGUUUGAAGCACCACCCGUACCUAAUAGGAAAAAACGCUCAUUCUGGUUUGGCCCCAACAACGAAAAAAACGAUGUUUACCACAUCUUUAAAGAAGUUGGAAUCAAGAUCCUGACAAACUCCGACGUGAAAAAACCUUACGACUGUCACAUACUAUCUAUAAUGGAAUAUGGCAUAAACGGAGAAAAUAUCCGUUUGAAAUCAGUAGAUGACAGUGAUGCUCCAGUGUCAAUGGCCAACAUGAUGCCAGACCACUCAGCAGCUGGAGCCUCUGACGGGCCUAAGGAGACCGUCCGCACAUACUUCCCAGAGACCUGGAUCUGGGACCUGGUGCCUGUGGGAGAUACAGGAAAAGUGAAUGUUGAGAAGACUGUUCCAGACACCAUCACUAAGUGGGCUGCAGGGGCGUUCUGUACUUCCCCAGUGGGUUUUGGCCUGGCUCCCAACACUGGCCUCACUGCCUUCCAACCCUUCUUUGUGAGCCUGACACUGCCCUACUCUGUCAUCCGGGGGGAGGUGUUCACACUCAAGGCCACAGUGUUCAACUACCUCUCCAAGUGUAUCAUGGUGAAGGUGACUCUAGCUGAGUCGGACCAGUUCACAGCCAGGCCAUGUGAAGGCUGCCAGUACACCCUGUGUCUGUGUGCUGAGGAGAGCAGGACCUUCAAGUGGAUCCUCACCCCAACUGCUCUGGGGGAGGUGAGUGUGAAAGUGAGCGCUGAGGCAUUGAAGACUGAGGAGCUCUGCGGCAACGAGGUGGCCACAGUGCCAGAGAGAGGACGCAUUGACACCAUUGUGCAAACACUGCUGGUGGAGGCCGAGGGAACCCAGGAGACGGUCAGCCACAACGCUCUGCUCUGCCCUGCAGAGGGCCCAGUGGAGAAGGACAUCUCUCUGAAGCUGCCUGAGGUGUUUGUGGAGGGCUCUGCCAAGGCCUCCCUUUCAGUACUGGGUGACCUGAUGGGUCGGGCCAUGAAGAACCUGGACAGCCUGUUGCAGAUGCCCUAUGGCUGUGGAGAGCAGAACAUGGUGCUGUUUGCUCCCAACAUCUACAUCCUCAACUACCUGCAGAGCACCAGGCAGCUCACCAUGGAGAUCCAGACCAGGGCCACAGGCUUCCUAGAGAGUGGCUACCAGAGAGAGCUCAACUACAAGCAUGACGAUGGCUCCUACAGUGCCUUUGGGCAGAGCGAUGAGUCUGGAAACACCUGGCUCACCUCCUUUGUGCUGAAGUCCUUUGGCGGGGCCAAGCCCUACAUCUUCGUGGACCCCACCCACAUUGCCCAGGCCAAGGCCUGGUUGGCCAGUCACCAGCAGAAGGAUGGCUGCAUUGCGUCAGUGGGGAAACUCUUCCAUAACGGCAUGAAGGGAGGGGUCGGGGAUCAGGUGUCGCUCACUGCCUACAUCACCACUGCACUGCUGGAGCUGGAUGGCAACACUUCUGACCCCAUGGUGGAGAAGAGUCUGGCGUGUCUGAGGGCAGCAGUGUCUGACCAGCUGGAGAACACCUACACCACGGCCCUGCUGUCCUACACCUUCACCCUGGCCCAAAACCAGGACAUGAGGGCCAAGCUCAUCACCCACCUGGACAAGAUAGCUGCUACCUCAGGUGGCAAUCGUCACUGGGAGAGAGCAGAGGCUUCUGGGACGAAGACUGACUCUCUGGAGGUGGAGAUGACAUCCUACGUGCUGUUGGCGCUGCUCUCAGGCCCCUCGAUGCCAGGCUUUGGGCUUGGCUACUCCACCGGCAUCGUCCGCUGGCUGGCCCAGCAGCAGAACCCGUAUGGAGGCUUUGCCUCCACACAGGACACAGUGGUAGCACUGCAGGCCCUGGCCAAGUACGGCGCCGCCACCUUCAGUCCAGAGGGCGCCAGUACAGUCAGUGUGAGCUCGGCCAGAGGCCUGAAGAUGGAGUUCACUGUAAAUCAGAACAACAGGCUGCUCUAUCAGGAGGAGCAGCUGAAGGAGGUCCCUGGGGACUACAACAUCAAGGCACAGGGCAAGAGCUGCGUGUUUGUGCAGAUCUCCAUGCACUACAAUAUUCCCCCUCCUCCUGACUUCUCUGCUUUCAACAUCUCAACACAGACGCUUGGGAAAUGCAACGGCACCAAGAAAUCUCUGAUAGUUUCUGUGAAUGUCAGGUACAACGGUCGGCGAGAGGAGACCAACAUGGUGAUCAUCAAUGUCAAGCUUCUCUCCGGCUUCGUCCUGGACAAGUCCUCCCUUAGGCCUUUGAAAAAUGACCCCACUGUCAAACGAGUUGACCUGGAGGAAGGACAUGUCAUCAUCUACCUAGAUGGGCUUAAGCAGAAGGAAACUAAGACGUACAGCCUGGCCAUAGAGGAGGAUGUGCCUGUGAGGAAUCUGAAACCAGCUGUGGUGAAAGUGUAUGACUACUACCAGACAAGUGAUGAAGCUGUGAGUGAAUACAGCUCCCCAUGUGCAGAGAGUGAUGAAGUCAAUGAAGUGUGACAGAGAGAGCCAAACACAAGCUGACUGGACCCGGGCUCAACCAAGUACUUUAAUAUGUAGGAAGUAAUGUUUUUUAGGCAGAGCUCAUAGAACCUCUCCAUUUAUUUGGUUUGAUGCUUAUAGUUUCUGGUAACACAUUGACCAACUCGUGAUCCGAUUUGUAAUAUUGUAAGUGAACACCAUUUUUUGUCAUUUUAAUAGAUUGGCCGUAGGAUUUUACCUUUUAACACCUUUUUUAUUGUGUUACUUUGAUUUGUGCCAAAACAUGUCACAACUUGCUGUUGUAACCCUAAUAAACCUGCUAUUACUAAAGUUAUGUGAGAUUGUUAUUUCAAAAGUUUAAUUUCAGUGUUUCUACUGCGAUGAUAAAUGCAUACGACUGCAUCUACUGAAAAUGAAAUAAAUGUUUUAAUAAAACUAUGUUACUAUGGAUUCAACCA